This is a messenger RNA of Procambarus clarkii (red swamp crayfish), 1587 nucleotides long. The record is from RefSeq and is a predicted model, not a curated record. Lineage: Eukaryota; Metazoa; Arthropoda; Malacostraca; Decapoda; Cambaridae.
AUGUCAGACCCACCCAGGCGGUGCCCUAUGCCAAGUCCUCGCCACGCUCCCCACUGGCGUCUAGGACGCGUCCAAAUCCUCGCAACCCUCAUCACCGGCGUCCUCGACGCGUUCAAGUCCUCGCCACUCACCCACCGGUGUCAAAGUCCUGGCCACGCUUCCCCACCAGCGUUCAGGACACGUCCAAGUCCUCGCUGCGAUCCCCACCGACAUUCAGGACGCGUCCAAGUCCUCGCCACGCUCCCCACCGGCGUCCAAGUCCUCACCACGCUCCCCACCGGCGUCCAAGUCCUCGCCACGCUCCCCACUAGCGUCCAAGUCCUCGCCACGCUCCCCACCGGCGUUCAGGACACGUCCAAGUACUCACUACGCUCCCCACCGGCGUUCAGGACGCGUCUAAUCCUCGCCACGCUCCCCACCGGCGUCCAAAUCCUCGCCACGCUCCCCACCGGCGUCCAAGUCCUCGCCACGCUCCCCACUGGCGUCCAAGUCCUCUCCACGCUCCCCACCGGCGUCCAAGUCCUCGCCACGCUCCCCACUGGCGUCCAAGUCCUCACCACGCUCCCCACCGGCGUCCAAGUCCUCGCCACGCUCCCCACCGGCGUCCAGGACGCGUCCAAGUCCCCGCCACGCUCCCCACCGGCGUCCAGGACGCGUCCGAGUUCUCUCCACGCUCAUCACCGGCGUCCAGGACGCGUCCAAGUCCUCGCCACGCUCCCCACCGGCGUCCAGGACGCGUCCAAGUCUUCUCCACGCUCCCCACCGGCGUCCAGGACGCGUCCAAGUCUUCACCACGCUCGUCACCGGCGUCCAAGUCCUCGCCACGCUCCCCACCGGCGUCCAAGUCCUCGCCACGCUCCCCACCGGCGUCCAAGUCCUCGCCACGCUCCCCACCGGCGUCCAGGACGCGUCCAAGUCCCCGCCACGCUCCCCACCGGCGUCCAGGACGCGUCCGAGUCCUCUCCACGCUCAUCACCGGCGUCCAGGACGCGUCCAAGUCCUCUCCACGCUCCCCACCGGUGUCCAGGACGCGUCCAAGUCCUCUCCACGCUCCCCACCGGUGUCCAGGACGCGUCCAAGUCCUCGCCACGCUCCCCACCGGUGUCCAGGACGCGUCCAAGUCCUCUCCACGCUCCCCACCGGCGUCCAGGACGCGUCCAAGUCCCCGCCACGCUCCCCACCGGCGUCCAGGACGCGUCCGAGUUCUCUCCACGCUCAUCACCGGCGUCCAGGACGCGUCCAAGUCCUCUCCACGCUCCCCACCGGCGUCCAGGACGCGUCCAAGUCUUCACCACGCUCAUCACCGGCGUCCAAGUCCUCGCCACGCUCCCCACCGGCGUCCAAGUCCUCGCCACGCUCCCCACCGGCGUCCAGGACGCGUCCAAGUCCUCGCCACGCUCCCCACCGGCGUCCAGGACGCGUUCAAGUCUUCACCACGCUCCCCACCGGCGUCCAAGUCCUCGCCACGCUCCCCACCGGCGUCCAGGACGCGUCCAAGUCUUCACUACGCUCCCCACCGGCGUCCAAGUCCUCGCCACGCUCCCCACCGGCGUCCAAGUCCCCGCCACGCUCCCCACCGGCGUCUAA